Messenger RNA from Dufourea novaeangliae, 1135 nucleotides. RefSeq names its product probable rRNA-processing protein EBP2 homolog. The coding region runs from base 56 to 1021 and encodes 321 amino acids. Gene Ontology annotation, cellular component: nucleolus; preribosome, large subunit precursor; nuclear periphery. The transcript has 3 exons. The record is from RefSeq and is a predicted model, not a curated record. Gene Ontology annotation, biological process: ribosomal large subunit biogenesis; rRNA processing. Lineage: Eukaryota; Metazoa; Arthropoda; Insecta; Hymenoptera; Halictidae.
GUGUGCAAAUCGCUUAUGUAGUGUUUACUGUAUUGUGUGAAGUAAAUUUAAUAAAAUGAAACUGAAAAAAGCAACGAAGAAAGCUGCAAAAGUAGCAGCAUCGUCCGACUCUGAUUCAGAGUAUAGUUCGGACGAGGAAUUACGAGAAGCUUUUGCGAAAGGUUUGAUAAAACCCGGUCUCAAUACAGUAACUGAAGAAAUAAGUAAAAAAUUCAAAAAUUCUGUGAAUCUUAUGAAACAAAAACUAGAUGCGAUUAAAUUAAAUUUGCCGUGGUUAGAGAGGUUGGAUAUGGUCAAUGCACCAGCACCUUUAGCACCAGAAUUAGCAUUACAAAUGCAAGAGCAGGAAGUACGACGCGCAAAACAGUUGAAAGGGAAUAAAAAAUUACCUCAGUAUACUCCGUCCGAGGAUCCUGUUCUAAAUGAUUUUCGAAGGGAGACAAUGUUUCAUAGGCAAGCUCAAGGUGCUGUUCUGGAUGGUAUCAUACGAUUGAAAAAGCUGGGUGUACCGACAAUCAGACCGGAUGACUAUUUUGCUGAAAUGGCAAAGUCAGACACUCAUAUGCAAAAAGUCAGACAGAAUCUUAUGAAGAAACAGACGAUAGCUCAGAGAUCAGAGAAAAUUAGAUCGCUUAGACAGCAGAGGAAAGUGUCCAAGCAAAUGCAAGUGGAAGCAACUUUGAAGAAACAUGCAGAAAAGAGGAAACUAAUGGAGGAAGUUAAGAAAUAUCGUAAAGGCGUCAGGAAGGAUCUAGAUUUCCUCGAAGAUAAGAAGAAGCCUCAGCGUAAAGGGUUAGAUCAAAAAGCAGCCGCAAAACGGAAGAUGAAAGAUUCAAAGUAUGGUUUCGGCGGCAAAAAACGCGGUAACAAAAAAAAUACAAAGUCCAGCUCCGCGGACGUUUCAGAGUACAAAAGGCCUUCGAAACCGGGAAAGGAUUUAAAAAAGAAAGGCGGAAAACCGAACCCGAGAUUAGGAAAGAAUCGUAGGAUUCAAAUGAAAGCAAAGAAGAGACGGCAGUAGGUAUAGCUUAAAAAAAUUCACGAGACUUGACAACACGUUUUUUACGACUGCCUCCAGCGUUCACGUAUCUGUAAAAUAAAUCACUUCUGUAAUAAAUAAUAUUUGUUAAUACUA